Messenger RNA from Pyrus x bretschneideri (Chinese white pear), 1561 nucleotides. RefSeq names its product ribosome biogenesis protein NOP53. The record is from RefSeq and is a predicted model, not a curated record. The transcript has 12 exons. Gene Ontology annotation, biological process: ribosomal large subunit assembly; rRNA processing. The coding region runs from base 157 to 1227 and encodes 356 amino acids. Lineage: Eukaryota; Viridiplantae; Streptophyta; Magnoliopsida; Rosales; Rosaceae. Gene Ontology annotation, molecular function: 5S rRNA binding. Gene Ontology annotation, cellular component: nucleolus.
AUAGAACUAAAAACAAAAGAAAAGAAAAACUCUUUAGCGAAGUAACGACGUCGUUCUCCCGCCAUUCAGCCGUUAGGGUUUAUAAACUCACUCCCUAAACCCACAGAGAAAGCAGCGCACUUCGGAACUCGGAACUCACAACGAGAGAGAAAAGCUAUGGGGAAGAAAGCCAAGACCUCCAGGAAGGGAAAGAAGGCAUGGAGGGCAAACAUCAGCACCGAUGACAUCCACGACUUCUUCGAGCAGUCCACCAAGGACGCUCUCUCCGGCGGCUCUCUUGCCUCCGCCCCCGCCGAGUCCCUCUUCUUCGAAGACAAGUCCAAAGAUCUUUCGGUGAAGAGGAAGAUUGAAAAACAUAGACAGAAAGUACUCCACGUUGAGAGCAUGCUGCAGAAAAACCCAUUUGUACAACCAGUACCUUCUUCGACCCUGAAGAAAUCCAAGAAAGCACAUAAAAAGGUUCCAGAACUGAUGGAUGGAUCUGAAUGGAGUCCGAAGGGUUCUGUCUCGCAUUCUGGCAUGGCUGACUUAUGGGGAUAUACGGGUGACGACAACAAAAAAACCAAGAAGAUGAAGAAGCCAUCAAUUAUUCCUGCUGUAGAAGUUGAGCCUCCAGGAUCCUCAUUCAAUCCCACAUUUGAAAGUCAUCAGGAAACAUUGGCUCAUGCUGUUGCAGAAGAAAUGGGGAAAGUCUAUAAAAAAGAGCUAGGACCUCAACCGGUUCCUUUAACUGUUCCUGGGGAGGCUGUUGAUGAAGAAGAAAUGAAGGCACCUGAUGAUGAUAUGAAUCCAGAUAACUUGGAUGAGAAUGGGGAUGCUGCAUCCGAGAAAAGGCCUUUAAAAACAAAGAGGGUGACAACAGUCAUCUUAAAUAAGAGAGCUAGGCGUAAAGAACAGCUUAAAAAGGAAGCACAAGCGAGAGAGGCCAAGAAGCUUUCUAAAGAAAUUGAUGGCUUACCAGAUAUCAUUGAGGAAAUAGCUAAAGUGGACGAGGAGAGGCAUAAAAGACAUCUUCGACGAGUUGUAGCUAAAGAAGAAAAACGAAAGUCAUGUCCCCCACGAUUGGGGAAGCAUAAGUUCGAGCCUGCCCCGGUUCAAGUCCUCUUGACUGAAGAAAUAACUGGAUCCCUCCGUAAGCUAAAGGGUUGUUCCACCCUUGUCAAGGAUCGGUUCAAGAGCCUCGAAAAAAGAGGACUAAUCCCGCCAAAACCGAACAAAAGGAAAUAGAGAUUUUUUUCUUGAUCUGAAGCGUGGAUCCGAAGUCAUCUUUUCUUGUUCAUGGAUAAUCAGUGGACUCCAUAUAGUGAGAUAAGACUUUGUUGUUGCUGACUUCGUGUUGUAAGGAAAUCAGCUACGGUGAUCAGCAGAUUUUGUCGACAGUCGAGCUCAAAAGUUUUGUAGUUAUCUUAAUCCUACUCCUUUUCUGUUUUUAAUUCUGUAUUUGUUGCCCAAAUUCGUAGUUCAAAAAUAGAUCCAGUUGUAAUCGACAAAAAUAUGUAUGAUGCCAGUGCCUUUUUGGUUUUUUGGUUACAAGGUGAAUUAAAUUAAUGAGUUACAUUAA